Spodoptera frugiperda (fall armyworm) is the source of this 4882-nucleotide messenger RNA. RefSeq lists its product as uncharacterized. NCBI's taxonomy places the organism in Eukaryota, Metazoa, Arthropoda, Insecta, Lepidoptera, Noctuidae. The record is from RefSeq and is a predicted model, not a curated record. Bases 93 to 4673 code for a protein of 1526 amino acids. The transcript has 5 exons.
UUCUAAAUAAAUAGGCCAUAAUGAUCCCUACGAUCUUAUUAGGCACUCGCUCCACGAGCACCUAAUGUAUAGGAAUAACAUAACACUUCACUAUGAAGGAAAUAAUUAUUCCGUUAUGUGUUAACCUAUUUCUUCUUGUGUUUUCGGAUGCCGUACCUCUAAAACUGAUACCAGGCGAACGCAACGUGAUAAAGGACAAAGGAGUCACCCACACGAUAUCAAGAUUUUACGUUGUACCCGAAGAUUUUGGUGACGGAACCACAGUUAAAGCUUUGCGUUCAGAUCUUGCGUCUUCUGAGACUUCUGAGAGCGAAGACUCUGUGACAGAAGAUUUACUGGAAAGGGUAGAAGAUGGAGGAUCUUCAACAGAAGCAUACAGAGUUACCGAUGAAGUUGAAGAAGAAUCCUCGUCAUCUUCAUCGUCGACAAAGUUGUUAAGAACAUCUGUUACUACUGUGUUAACAAAAUUAAACGUCAUAAAUGAGACUUCGAAUCAUAAUGACUUAAGUCAUCUACUAGUUCAACCAGUUAGUAGAGUAACAUCUACAAAUAGUAGUGCCAGUUGGAAUGCUACUCGUGAAGGUGAAGAAACUCACGAAGAAAUAUUAACUGAAACAGUCAACAAUGAAACGGAUGAUGAAACAAAUGUCCAGGCAGUAUCCGACGAUACUAUACUUGAAGAUGAUUCAGUGAAGCUAGCAACAUACUCGGAUGUUGAAAAUAUAACUUCUUCCAACUUUAUUUCGCAACAAGGCGUUGAUGAUAGUGAGAUCAAUGCAGAUUCCCUUUUACGUGCAACUGUAUUAACUGGUGAAAGCGAUAUAAAUGUAAAUGAAGAAGUAUCGAGUGACGGUGACUCGUAUUCAGUAACAACAGAUGUUGAAAAUGUGGUACCUAUUGUUUACGCUCUUGAUGAGCCAACAAUUAUAAAUGAAAAUGAUUCGAUAAGCCUUCAACAGCAACCGCUUGAAGAAUCAGUGAUAACUGAUUCUGGUUCUGAUGUUACAGAUUUAGCUACAGAAGAUAAAGAGACAGGUAAUUUACGCUCGAGAAUAGACGAAGAAUACACUGACCCGUGGAGUAUUGUAAGCAAAAUGGGUAAUGAUGUAGUCUGGACUAAAGAAGAUAAAACAAUCAAGGAUAUAACGGUUAAAAAUGACAUACACGUUAACGAUAAAAAAGACAAUGAUGGUAGCUGGAUUAUCGUCAAAAGGGUUAAAAAUUAUAAACCCUCGUACAUUGAAGAUAAAACCGACAGUGAAGAUGGUUUGACUAUUGUCGAUAGAAUUAAAGCUGAUCUAUCCGGGCACAUUGAUGAUAAGCACAACAAUAUUCCCUCGAAAAUUGAAGAAACGGUUAAAAAUUAUAAAACAUCUCACAUUGGAGAUAAAAAUGACAAUGUUGAUCUCUGGACUAUCGUCGAAAGGAUUAAAAAUGGUGUACCUUGGCACAUCGAAGAUAAAACUCCCAAUGCUGUUCCCUGGACUAUCGUCGAAAGGAUUAAAAGUUAUCACCCAUGGCACAUCGAAGAUAAAAAGCAAAACGAUAUUCCCGUGAAAGUGGAAGCAAGGGUUAAAAAUGAUAUACCCUGGCAACCUGAAGAUCAAAAGACCAAUACUGGUCUCUUGUCUAUCGUCGAAAGGAUUGAAAAAGAUCUACCCUGGCACAUCGAUGAUAAAAGACAUAACGAUAUUCCCUGGACUAUCCUUGAAAGAAUUAAAAGUGGUCUACCCUGGCCCCUUGGAGAUGAAAAGGACAAAGAUAUUCCCGUGACAGUGGAAGCAAGGGUUAAAAAUGAUAUACCCUCACAUAUUGAUGAUGAAACGGACAACGGUGAUCGCGAGACUAUCGUUGAUACAAUUAAAAAUGAUCUACCUUCUAAUCUUGAAGACAAAACUACCGAUAAAGAUUCUUGGGAAAUAGACGAAAUUGACGAAAAAAAACGAUACAUCGAAGAUAACACGGACUACGGUGAUCAAACGAUUAUGGUUGAAAAGGUUAAAGAAGAUCUAGACUCGUAUAGUGAAGAGAAAACUAGCGUUAAUGUUCCCUUGGCGAUAGACGAUAAGGAUAAAAAUAUCGAAGAGAAACCGGAGGAGGAAGAUUCCGUGACUAUCGUUGAAAGAUUUAAAAAUGAUCUACCAUCUUAUAUUGAAGAUACAACGGUCUACGAUGCUCCCAAAACUAUCGUUGAAGGAGCUCAAGAUGAACAUUGGACUAUAGAAGAAAAAUUCAAAAAGGAUAUUCUUUCGACUAUUAAACAUUUACCAUUGACUAAAAAGACAACUGAUUACAAUUUACCUGGGAGUAUAGAAGACAGAAUAAAGGAAGAUAUCCUUACAACUAUUGAAGGUAGAGGGAGUAAUCAGCCGAGGAUUAUUAAAAAGGAAACUACCUACAAUUUACCUCUAAUCGUUGAAGAUAGACUUGGUGACACUAAUUAUGUUGUUAAAAAGAAAAUUUACAAAAAUGUUCCGUGGACUUCUGGAAAUGAAGUUGUUGGUACUGGGCCGUGGCAUAUUAGCCAAUUACCAACAACAGGUCAAUAUCCUGCUACUAUUUCUAAACAAGGUUAUGCAAUAAAAGAUACAAACAAACAACCUUACCAUGUGUAUACGUAUGUCGUUCAUCCCCCAUCUGUCGAAGCAUCUACGGUUUCACAAGACAGACCAGAUAUAGACCAUAUUAUAAAUGUCAAAUCUACAAAGUACACUACUAAGCUUGCACCAAGUGUAGAAAAUAUUUAUAAAUUAUCCACAAUCCAUAAUCCAACAGAAACUGUACAUGUAAACAAACCAAGUACUUACGAGCUGCAACAUAAUAUUGGCACAAGCUCUAAUAUCGUUCCUGGAACUUUACAUAAAUACACUUACAAUAUUAAAUCUGACGUCGUUGCUCCCAAAACUCCCCAAAAUGAAGUUACUAAUGUUUACUCUAAUAUUAUUUCACAAAGUCCCCAAAACGAUGAUCAUGCAAUAUUAGACCACGGCACUAAUAAUCCUAAAGUGACACAUGAAUAUAAAUACACCUUGGAAACUAAUGUUGUAACUCCUAAAACUCCCCGAGAUGAGAGUCAUAUUAUCAAUACUAAUAUUAUUUCGCAAAAACCCCAAGAUUACAACCUCAAUCUGAAUUCUGGAUCCAACAAUCCUAAAGUUUCACAUGAAUACAUUUACAAGGUAAAAUCUCAAGUUCCCAAAGAUCAUAAUAUUUAUUCCGGGGUUACUCCACAAAAUGUUCAAGAUUACAGCUUCAAUGUAAAUUCUGAUAUCGUGAAUCCAAAAAUUACUCACGAAUACACUUACAAUGUUGAGAAUAACGUUGUUACUCCCAAAACUCCCCAAGAUUACAGUGCUGAUGCAGAAGCCAGUGCCGUUUUCAGCCCUAACAAAGACGUUGUCACUCCUGUAACUUCUCAAGAUGUCAGUUACAGUACACAUUCUGGCAACGUAGUUCCAAAUACUCAAAAUUACAAUCUUAACAUAGAUUCAGGCGUAACCCCUAAAACUCCUGUGGACUACAGUCAUGUGCAAAAAGACAUUCUAGCAGCUAUGAAACCGGGUCCAGAUUCUAAAAUUAUUCUUUCAACCGACCACUCAUCACUCAAUCUUCCACAAAAGCAACUACAGUACAAAAAUCCUCAGUCUUAUAAAUGGAAUCUCGAAGUAACAAAGCAACAACCAAGUGAAGAUCGAGCAUAUUUAUACGAAAAUGUAAUCAAACGUCCGACAGACGUUUCAACCAUACACCAACAACUUGUGAAGCCUGAAUACUUCGAUUACUAUCAAACUCAAAACUUGGAACUAGCUCCAACGUACAAAUUGUUUACUUUACAAAAUUUGUUGAAACUAGCAGAUGGGCUAAAGAGACUGAAGCUACCUGCUGGAACUAAUGCACAGGAACACAGAGCACUAGAUAAUUUACGCACAGUUCUAGAAAUAUUGCUAAUACAGGCUGAUUACUUCGGUAAAGACAAUGACUGGUAUGAAAAGAUAUUCCAUGACGUGCCUCCUCAAAAUCGGCAUCCGCUACAACUUUAUACUUACCACUUGAUUCGGCAAAGAUGGUUACACGAUUUGUUAUUGAUACUGCAAAAGAAUAAUUUCGAUCUCGAUAUUUUGCUUAAUCCUGGAGUAAUUUCGCUUCUAGAAUCAUGGAAGUUUCCUCAAUAUGUUCAGAAUUACUUAGAAGCAGAACAUAUACUUGGAAAAGGUUAUGUGCAGCAGAAUAACAUUGUAAAUCCUUUGGACCAUCGCGUAGUGAAUAACAAUGAUUGUCAAAACUGCGCAGUGGAUGUAGAUAACUUUAUAGCUAAACAUGUGCUUAAUGGUUAUAGCCCAAAGAAGGAAAGAUUAAUUUUGAACAUAGCUGGAGUAGGCGUCGAGCCUGAUGCAGAUGCAGUGAAAGGCAUACUACAAAAAUACUUGGUCAACAAGCAUGCAAUUGAAGAUCAAGAGAACGUGAUAAUGCAAGACAAUAAAACUGAAAUGCUGAAACAGAUAAUAUUGUAUUUGAAACAUAAACACUAUAGGACGGAGAUCAUAUUUGAUUUGAUUCAUAAAUUGAAUAGUGCUGUUUUACCCACGUUGAAUCAGGGAUGUGCCCAACAAGACAGUAUUUCCCAAAAUAUAUAUGAUGUUAUAUUACCCACGUUGAGAAGAUCACUGGAAUAAUGAAUUUAUUUAUAUUAAUAUUUUAACGGCAUAUUUAUUUAUAUAUUAUGUAUUAUAUGUAUGUAUAUAAUUAUUUUUGUUUUUGUAUUUAUUAUAUGAGGUAUAUAUUUAUUAUAUGUAAAUUAAUUUUUGCUUUCAUGUCAUGUCGGCAUGAGCUUAUUUUAUAUAUUAUGUAUUGUAUUUAUCUAUUUAUUUAUAUGAAAAAUUCU